AUGGGAUCAAGUUGUCAAUUCAUAUAUUAAGUAAUCAAUGUCGAAUCAGCAUGUACGAAAAUGCUUGUGAUUGUAAAUAAUCAUGAAGAAAAUAUUAGUAAAUUAGGAUUAAUUGCUGAAUAUGGCUCGGAAUAAUCUUUUAUAAUUAGAGGUUGUAGAUAUUGUGCAUAAGAUUCAGAUUUAGAUGGUCAUUUAAUUAAUAGAGAAGUUAUUAUGAAACAUCUUAGAUAACUAUGUAUUCUAUAAGAAAAUGAUCUUAUCACUUGA
Paramecium sonneborni is the source of this 267-nucleotide messenger RNA. Lineage: Eukaryota; Ciliophora; Oligohymenophorea; Peniculida; Parameciidae. The record is from the annotation of a GenBank genome assembly.